GAAACCAUCAACAUCAAUCCAACACCUUGUACCACCACCUAGCACAACGGGGGAGGGCAGACGUUUCUUUUAGGAAAUUCAUCCUGUGGCGUCUUGUUUCCAAGCUUAUUCACGAAAAAAAAUUCUUUGUUUAAUAGCAUCACUCUCACGUAGCAGAGUUCUGCAUUGAUUCUCAGUCAUCAGACUACAUCCAUUUUAAUUCCUCAAUCACCAGGCUAGAAGGGGACACAGUACUCUAUGCCAUGUUGCCAUUAGGCCUGCUUACUGCGGCGCAAGGCCAUCCGAUGUUGGUCGAGCUCAAGAACGGCGAGACACUCAAUGGCCAUCUUGUGAAUUGCGACACGUGGAUGAAUCUCACCCUGAAAGAAGUGGUGCAGACCAGCCCUGAGGGCGAUCGAUUCUUCAGGCUCGCCGAAGUAUACGUUAGGGGAAACAAUGUCAGUUGCGCAAUGCUACCCUGUCCAUCACCCACACUAACAUGUCUCAUAGAUCAAAUACCUACGGGUACCAGAAGAAAUAAUCGAUCUAGCUAGAGAGCAACAGCAGCAAUCCCAACAGGGCAAUCAACGAGGUCGCGGAGGAGGAGCCCAUCGCGGUGAUCAGGGUGGGAGAGGUGACCGUGGGCGAGGCCAAGGUCGUGGAGGACGUGGUAGGGGAAGAGGAAGAGCUCAGAAUUGAAGGAUUCAGACCUCACGCUAUCUUUCACUCUGGUCUCGUACUAUUCAACAGGGCUCUCAUUGUGGCCCUUCCGAUUUCAGAACAAGCCCCGCCCAUUCGUCGAGGGCUGAAGCGUCAUGCAUCAACUGAAGUCCAACCAUCCAGGUUGACACACUGCAGAUACCUCUUACGACUAUCAAGCUGUCCUGGCCCGCCUAACCAUUAAGAUGGACCAGACAGCCGCCACAUCUCAAGACCUGCAACAUUGGAAAUGAGCCAUAUCACAAGAAAGUGCUCUGCACCAUCGCUAUGCUGUACUAGUCGAGUCGAAACGCUCUCGGCCAUGCGAGUCUCAGCCCGCUCGAUUCAAGAAGAGAAAAGAAAUCAAUGAAGAUUUUUUUGGAAAUUCGAUCAGCCAGAAGAUCCCA
Messenger RNA from Exophiala mesophila, 1085 nucleotides. RefSeq lists its product as hypothetical. NCBI's taxonomy places the organism in Eukaryota, Fungi, Ascomycota, Eurotiomycetes, Chaetothyriales, Herpotrichiellaceae. The transcript has 2 exons. Gene Ontology annotation, molecular function: U6 snRNA binding. Bases 243 to 533 code for a protein of 96 amino acids. Gene Ontology annotation, cellular component: U6 snRNP; P-body; spliceosomal tri-snRNP complex. Gene Ontology annotation, biological process: P-body assembly; nuclear-transcribed mRNA catabolic process; spliceosomal snRNP assembly. The record is from RefSeq and is a predicted model, not a curated record.